Felis catus (domestic cat) is the source of this 3653-nucleotide messenger RNA. It is a transcript of the gene OTUB2, whose product is annotated as OTU deubiquitinase, ubiquitin aldehyde binding 2. Gene Ontology annotation, biological process: protein K48-linked deubiquitination; negative regulation of double-strand break repair. Gene Ontology annotation, molecular function: ubiquitin binding; cysteine-type deubiquitinase activity. The transcript has 6 exons. The record is from RefSeq and is a predicted model, not a curated record. Gene Ontology annotation, cellular component: nucleus. NCBI's taxonomy places the organism in Eukaryota, Metazoa, Chordata, Mammalia, Carnivora, Felidae. Bases 209 to 949 code for a protein of 246 amino acids.
UCAAUAACGGAGCGUGUGUCUUGCUGGGACACAGUGAAGGUCUAACCUGUGGUUUGCGGAGCGGUCGGGUGUAUUCUCCGUUCGCCCCCACGCCCUCGAGGCCCCCGCCUCGACCUACUGGCGGAGCCCGCCAGUGGUUCCUGCGGCGCCCUCCCGCACCGGAUCGCUCCUCGCUGGGGCGGGACCUGUCCCGACGGCUCCGGUCGCUAUGAGUGAAACAUCUUUCGACCUAAUAUCAGAAAAAUGUGACAUUCUGUCAAUUCUUCGGGAUCAUCCUGAAAACAGGAUUUACCAGAGGAAAAUCCAGGAACUCAGCAAGAGGUUCACUGAGAUCCGCAAGACCAAGGGGGACGGCAACUGCUUCUACCGGGCCUUGGGCUAUUCCUACCUGGAGUCUCUGCUGGGGAAGAGCAGGGACAUCCUCAGGUUCAAAGAGCGCGUCCUGCAGACCCCAAAUGACCUUCUGGCUGCCGGUUUUGAAGAGCACAAGUUCCGAAACUUCUUUAAUGCUUUUUACAGCGUGGUGGAACUCGUAGAGAAGGACGGCUCGGUGUCCAGCCUGCUGAAGGUGUUCAAUGACCAGGGCACCUCAGACCGAAUCGUGCAGUUUUUGCGCCUGCUCACCUCGGCCUUCAUCAAGAACCGUGCAGACUUCUUCCGACACUUCAUCGAUGAGGAGAUGGACAUCGAGGACUUCUGCACUCACGAAGUGGAGCCCAUGGCCAUGGAGUGUGACCACAUCCAGAUCACAGCCCUGUCUCAGGCACUGAACAUCGCCCUACAGGUGGAGUAUGUGGACGAGAUGGACACGGCCCUGAACCACCACGUGUUCCCCGAGGCUGCCACCCCUUCCGUUUACCUGCUCUAUAAAACAUCCCACUACAACAUCCUUUAUGCAGCCGAUAAAUGUGAAUUACUUUUAGGACACGCAGUGGAGCCUGCCACCUAACGGGACUACAUUCCAAAUGGAACAUUCUGACUUUUCACUUUUUUAAAGCAACUUAGACUACAGUUAGAAAACGUACAGCCUUUUGGGCCAAGUGGCCGGCAAUGUGGCCCACCCGUCACGGACUGUGGUAACUUGGUGAUAUUCUUAGUAUUUAUUUUCAUGGAGGAUCAAAUGCUUUCUAACUCAGGGCUACAAAGCCAGAAUCCCUGGCUCUGCUCUCAGGUCCCUGAGACCCUGGGGAGGUCACCUCCCCUCUCUGGGCCUGUUUCUUCAUCUGGACAAGGAUGCUGCCAGUGCUGACAUUCUGCAUUCUUCUGAAAAGAGGGCCCUCUGGUGUCCUUGUCACCAGGGGUGGUACCUCUCUGUUGGGAGGAAAAGCUCAAGCUCGGCCGUCCUCGGUGACUUAACAGUUCCACAAAGAAGAAUCCAGUCCAGUCAGCUGUUGGACUGGACUGUGGUGGAUGGCCGACUGAAGCACUGGCCAGUUGAGGCCAACCUGGACGUAAGGACUUCAGCAUGGUUCCAGACAUUCACAAUGGGCCUGUUCCCUCCCCCUAACUUGAGGGGAAAAAAAGACUUUAUGCCAAAGUCUAGAAAGGGGCCUUCAGCAUGAAGCUCAAGUUGUUGUGGCCCCUCUACCUCUCUCAGGUCCAGGACUGCCUGCCCCUGGGCAGGCCCUUCAGGAUUCUGCAGCCAGCCCCACCUUAGCACAGGCUCAAGGAACACUGGGGUCUUGGACCCGGAAGUGGUCUCACCAUCCCCAUCACAGCCUGGAAGUAGAACCCAGAUAAUCCUCCAGGUGGAGACCCCACACGCAGCCACAGACUCCAGCUGGGCAGGGCAGACGAGUUUUGCAAGGCUGUCUGUGGCUUUUCUCUUUUCCCCUUCUUGGUUUGUGGGCUGGCGGGAAAUCAGGUGGGAAAGAACGGAGACAAGACGAGGAAAUGGGGAGUGGGGGAGAUUUCUGUUGUGGAAACUGCCUGGAAGCCUAGAGCCCUGGCUGGCAGUUGCCUCCUUCAUCCGCCUGGACCUGCCCCUUAACACCUCGUCACCUUGCUGCCCCAGGACCUCAAAGAGCCCUGGUUGAUUUGGGGUACAGGUGGCGAGCUCUUACAGGAGGUACUUCCAUGACCCAAGGACUUUGCUCACAGGUUCCAUUCUGCAAGGAUUCAGGAGAAUCCACUGGUGCUACAGUGCAUGUCUGUUGCCAGCCAGACCGUGCACAGAACUAGGCAGCAGACUGCUCCGAGGUGGGGCACACAGACUUCUGCCUUUGUGAAGACAGAUGUGAGGGUGCUUUAAUUCCAGGCAGGGACCCUGGUUCCCCUGUAGCCCUUAGCUCGCGUUUAAACCCAAGGGCUCACGCUCAGUGAUUAUGUCACCUUUCCACAGGAAUGUAAAGCUGACCUUGAUCUCUGAAUUGGUUAUGUGCCACCCUGCCAGGGUCUAUGACCAAUACACUGGAAGAAGGGGGAUGGGAAGGAGGACAUUACAGGACUUGUGACUAUCAGGAUCACCAUAUUCAAACUGAAGGGUAUGAAUACAGUACCGAGCUGAACGGCCCUGCUCCGAGGGGCUGCGAGAUGGCCCGGGCCUCCAGCUGGGCUCUCGGGCACAGCAUUAGUUGCACUGGCUGCCACUUCUCAGGAUGUGUGGUGUCUUCACAAGAGCAGCUUUCUCUUUGGCAGACCGGCUGGAGAAAUUCCCUCUCAGACUUCCUAUUCUGUGCUUCCAGGUCUGAGAGUCCACCAGUGCUCCUAUGGGACCCUCUUCCCAGGAGAGAUCCUACUAGUUUAGAAUCAGAACGUUAGAGAAAGGCAAAUGAUGCUCAUGCUCUUACUCUGUGCUCUCCCCUUUUUUCCAAAAACCACUGGCCCAAGCCAAGCCAUGGCUUUCUUCCUUCAUGUCUGCACUCAGAUCUUCUAUGAAGGCAAAGCACCAGUGGAGAAAGGAAGUUGCAGAAUUCAGUAACUUGUUAAAAUCCAGUCAUUCAUGGAAAUCACUUGGCCUGUCUGCAGCAGCCAGUCAUGCUGGCAUGACUUUUCUGGAUAAUUCUCCACCCCACCUCACAAAGCCAUCUCUUUCCAAACUAAAAUCAGGGAAGGAAGUUGCUUUGAGAGUCUGUCCUUGCAACUGCACAUUUAUUACUUUCUUUCCAAAGGGAACUUUAUAAAUGGGAAUGUUUAACAACAAAAAGAACAAACUGUCCUUGCUUUUAACUAGGUUCCUAUUUUAAGCACAAAGGGGCUCUGUACCCAGACUGCCUGGGUUCAAAUCCCACCUUUUCACUUACGAGCUAUUUGACCUCAGCCAAGUACUUCACCUCUCUGAGCUCCAGUUCUCACACUGGUGAAACAAACAAUACCUACACAUCACAGGAUCACUGGUUAAAGUGGAACAAGACUGUGAGGAGAGCUUUGAGACCUGACACAGUGCUCUACAAGUAGGGGAGCGGCAGAACUCUUGCUGCAACGUGGAGAAAUGCCACCUUAGGAUGGAAACUGGCUUCCCAAAAGGGAAAGUGUCCGGAAACAGUAGACAAGGCUAAGAAACAUUCUCACCCCGAGCAAAGUGGGGGCAGGAGCUGUGACUGAGUAGCUGCCCUGGGUGGGGGAGCCCAGGUCCUGUGGGGUAUGGGCCAGGCCCGACAGCUUCUCCAGCACUUGGUGGAAACGUUUUCUUAGCAUUAAAAUGGUUUCCGUGA